GGGGCACUUGGAGCCCGCCCUGGGCUCGUGGAAGGGGCGGAGCCGGGAUCUCUCCCGGUCCUAGAGGAGGCGGAAGUGCCAAGCGAGUGCGGGGCCAAGGACACUUAGCCGCUGACCCUGUGCACUCAGAUAGAGGCGGCGGCUCCGGGUCCCGGAGGUCCAGUGGGCAGCUCCAGAGGUAGGGCCCAACCCGGGCCUGCGAAGAGUUUUCACUUUAGCAAUUGAAAUUGUACCUUAUGUCUGUGAAGCUCCACACUUCUCACAAGCUCCCAGGUGACGCUGGUGCUGCUGGGGAUGGAGCACACUUUGAGUGGCAAGAUGUGGGCAUCGGCACCUGGAGAAGGGAGGCAGCUGUCCAGGAGCCUCAUGGCUGCUCAGUAGGUGAGCCAGAACUAGAACCCACGUCUGCUGGCACCCCUCCCAGCCUGUGACUUCGAAGGCGCUCCGAGAGCGACACACUCCCCAGCCAUGAACUACGUGGGCCAGCUGGCGGGGACCGUGUUUGGGACGGUGAAGGAGCUGUACCAGGGCCUGAACCCGGCCACACUGAGUGGUUGCAUCGAUGUGCUGGUGGUGGAGCAGGUGGACGGCUCCUUCCAGUGCUCGCCCUUCCAUGUGCGCUUCGGCAAGCUGGGCGUCCUGCGGUCCCGGGAGAAGGUGGUGGACAUCGAGAUCAAUGGGGAGCCCGUGGACUUGCACAUGAAGCUGGGGGACAGCGGGGAGGCCUUCUUUGUCCAGGAGCUGGAGAGUGAUGAGGAACACGUGCCUCCCCGCCUGUGCACGUCACCCUUACCUUGGGGAGGCCUGUCUGGGUUCCCCUCGGACUCCCAGCUGGGUACAGCCAGCGAAUCCGAGCCCAUCAUCAUGGGUGUGGCCUCCACGGGAAGGAAGAAGAGGCUUCGUAGGAGGAAACCCAGGUGGAAGGAGGACACGGUGGCGGACGAUUCUAGUUCUGAGGAGCUGGAGGCAGGUGCUGAGAGUGAGCUGUCCCUGCUGGAGAAGCCGAGGCUGGAGACCACAGGAUGUGUGGAGACCAGCAAUAUCCAGUUGGAAGAGGAGUCCUCGUCACAGCCUACAGACAUCUACCCCUACUCCGACGGCGAGUGGCCCUCCCAGACCAGCCUUUCAUCGGAAGGGCUAACAUCCCCUAAGAGUGACUCGGAGCUGGAGGUGAAGACCCCGGAGCCCAGCCCCCUGAGAGCUGAGUCGCACAUGCAGUGGGCCUGGGGGAGGCUGCCUAAGGUGGCCAAAGCUGAGAGGCCCAUGUCCUCGAUGGUCCCCGAUGGCAGCACUGGGGCAGCCUCAGCUCAGGGAGAGCCCAGCACCCCUGACCUUCGGCCUGACACGGAGGUGCCCGCUCUGAUGGGUCCCCCUCUCCCUGCCCCGGAGAGAGAAAAAACCAAGACUCAGAGAUCCGGGGAUGCGGGUCUCUCUCCUGCCUCAAAAUCAUGGAGCUGGGCCGCUCUGGAGGGUCCAGCUCCCACCGAGCCGCCAGAGGGGUUCUCCAGGAGGAAAGGCUCCCUGAAGAGAAGCCAGCACCUGGGCCCCAGCGACAUCUACCUGGAUGACUUGUCCUCUCUGGACUCUGAGAAUGCAGCCCUUUACUUCCCCAAGAGUGACUGUGGGCUGGGGCCCAGGAGGUGGAGUGAACCCGGUAGCCAGAAGCCAAUGGGGGACCCCAACCCCGAACAGGAACCAGAACCCACUCUGGACACGGUGGACACGAUAGUGCUGUCUCUCUGUGGAGGACUGGCUGACAGCCGGGACAUUUCCCUGGAGAAGUUCAACAAGCACAUAGUCUCCUACCAGGACCUCGUCCAAAACCCUGGCCUCUUGGACGACCCAAACCUGGUGGUGAAAAUCAAUGAGAAGCACUAUAACUGGGCUGUAGCUGCCCCCAUGGUCCUCUCCCUCCAAGCCUUUCAGAAGAACUUGCCCAAGAGCACCGUGGACAAGCUGGAGAAGGAGAAAAUGCCCAGGAAGGGUGGGCGGUGGUGGUUUUCCUGGCGACGCAGGGACUUCCCGGCCGAGGAGAGAAAUGCCCCGAGGGAGAAGACCACAGCCAGGGAGGCACGGGGGGAGAAGACUGAUGUCCUGAGUAGCGAGGAUGACGCCCCUGAGAGCCCUGUCAUCCUUGAGGCUCCCUCCCUGCCGACUUUGCCUCCAGCCUACUCUCCUGCCUACAAGAAGUCCCUCCGCCUCUCCUCUGAUCAGAUCCGGCAGUUGAACCUGCAAGAAGGUGCCAAUGAUGUGGUCUUCAGCGUGACAACCCAGUACCAGGGUACCUGCCGCUGCAGGGCCACCAUCUACCUGUGGAAGUGGGACGACAAGGUGGUCAUCUCGGACAUCGAUGGUACCAUCACCAAGUCGGACGCUCUGGGCCACAUUCUGCCCCAGCUGGGGAAAGACUGGACGCACCAGGGCAUCACGAGUCUCUACCACAAAAUCCACCUCAACGGGUACAAGUUCCUGUACUGCUCAGCGCGGGCCAUUGGCAUGGCUGACCUCACCAAGGGCUACCUACAGUGGGUGAGCGAGCGGGGCUGCGGCCUCCCUAAGGGCCCCAUCCUGCUGUCUCCCAGCAGCCUCUUCUCCGCCCUGCACAGGGAGGUGAUUGAGAAGAAGCCAGAGGUGUUCAAGAUCGCCUGCCUGAGCGACAUCCAGCAGUUGUUUCUGCCCCAUGGACAACCCUUCUAUGCCGCCUUUGGGAACAGACCCAAUGAUGUCACUGCCUACCGGCAGGUGGGCCUACCUGAAUCUCGGAUCUUCACGGUCAACCCCCGGGGAGAGCUCAUCCAGGAGCCCAUGAAGAACCACAAAUCCACGUACAAGCGGCUCAGCGAGGUGGUUGAGCUCCUCUUCCCGCCCUUGGACCGUGGCCCCAGCACAGACCUGGCCAACCCUGAAUACAGCAGCUUCUGCUACUGGCGGGAGCCACUGACCACUGUGGACCUUGAUACCCUGGCCUGACACCCCUUCCUCCCUGGCCUGGCCCAGAACUGACUGGGAAUCCCAGGACAUCGGGCGUUGGAAGCUGGGUGCCACAGGACCAACCGGACGCGGAGGAGGGGAGAUGAGGGCUGGUUGGCAACCUCUCUCCUCCCUAUCCUGUCUCUUGCCUCUGCCAGCGGAGCUGCAGGGGAUGGGGCAGCUGUUCCCGGCCUCAGCUGGCCUGUGGCAAUUAAAUGACUGUCACCCGGGCCCUUGCCGUGUUCUCUGAGCCCUUGAUGUCUCUGUCCCCAUCACUCUGAGACUUUGCCUCAACUCCUGAUGGGACAGAGAGAAGAGGGAGGCCCCACUGAGGCUUGAGAGCUGUAGGCACAGGGAAGGUUGGCAGCAGCAGUGGGGCAUAGAUUAGCAUCUGGGAGGAACACAAUGUCCCCCCACCCCUUCAGGGAGCCUCUGAGGCCAGACCCUUACAUAGCCCUGGCCCGUUCCCACAGCUCUGGGGCCAGACACCUCAGCAUGUCCCCUGAGGAUGCAGCCCCAAAUCCUGCCAAGCAGGUGGGGUUGGCCUGCCGCCCUCCCCAAGUUCAGUGCCCACACAGCUGCAGAGCAAGCUCUUGCCCAAGGAGCUGUGGGAAGCAGGACUGACACCCACUGCAGUCAUCCCUCCCACUGUCUUUGGGGAAGAAAGUACCUUUAGAAACUAAAGUACCUUUAGUUUAGAAAGGCUAAAAGCUUUAAUCCAGGCCCACCCUCCCCCAACAGCACCAAGUAGAGGGCAGAAUUCCAAAUGUCGAGAAGCCGGAAGGCAGGGCUACUGGAACCUGCAAAACAGCACAGGAGGGCCCCUGAUGCCGUGGGGAAACUGAGGCCAGGCGCCUCAGCAGACAGGCAUCAGGGUCUCUGGGAAUUGUGCAGGCCAGAUGAACGCUUGUAUUUUCAGAUUGUUCCUCGGUCAUGUUCUACCUGAAUUCCUCAUGACUUCAUGAACAUCCAGGCGGGGCUGGGUUUGCAAGGAUUCUGGAAACUAGGGCUGGAGCCCUCUCCCUCCAGCCAUGGCCUUCUGCCCAGGGCUUGGCCUCAUUCAGGCCAUGACAUACAUGAGAGUGGCCCUAAAGAUUUCCCCCCACACACGAAAAGGAGGGGACUAUGUGGGGCCCAGAGUGCCUGAAAACAUCUUUGGGGAAGAGAAGGAAGCGCAUAAAUUGCACGGGAUCUCCAAACAGACCACCUGGGCCCAAUCCUGUCCUCUGGGAAGCGACAGCUCCCUAAGCCCUCACCUGUGGGAGGGUCAAAAGGAAUAAAGAGAACUCGUGCCUGA
Molecule: messenger RNA, 4267 nt
Organism: Myotis brandtii (Brandt's bat)
Lineage: Eukaryota; Metazoa; Chordata; Mammalia; Chiroptera; Vespertilionidae
Gene: LPIN3
Product: lipin 3
Exons: 22
Coding region: 469-2970 (833 amino acids)
Biological process (GO): positive regulation of transcription by RNA polymerase II; triglyceride biosynthetic process; cellular response to insulin stimulus
Cellular component (GO): nucleus
Molecular function (GO): phosphatidate phosphatase activity; transcription coactivator activity
Source: RefSeq, a predicted model, not a curated record